AUGAAUAUCACGCAUCCUCUUGGUAAUGAAGUCAGUACGGCUUCGUUUUCCUGUUAUACAUCCGAAGAAAUUAAGAAGUUAUCUGUCAAAGAAAUAGUUGAUCCUAUUAUAUUUGACGCAGUCGGUAUUCCUAACGAAGGAGGGCUAUACGAUCCCGCCUUAGGUCCUUUCACUCAAAGUGCCUUUUGUGGGACAUGUAAUCUUGAUUUCUAUCGUUGUCCUGGUCAUUUUGGACAUAUAGAAUUACCUGUGCCUGUAUAUAAUCCUUUGUUCUUUGUACAUAGUCUUGCACUUUUGCGAUCAAUAUGUCUCGAAUGCCAUAAUUUUAAACUUAAUUUAUCACAGACAUUCCAGUAUACUGCUAAAUUAAAACUAUUAAAACAUGGGUUGCUCUUGGAAUCACAAAUGGUAGAUGGAAUUGGUUUUAAUAAUUCUUUAUUUAAUGAUAACGAUAUUGAUUAUGAAAACAAUGGCGAUGACAAUUUCAAUAAUUCACCUGAUUCAGUAACGACCGAACAUGUUCGUGCGCUUGAUCAAUUUGUGAAAAUGAGCCUGAAAAAAGGAGACGGAAAGCAUAAGCUUACAGCCAUAAUUGCAGAAAGAAAAAAAAUCAUUUUGGAAUUUCUGCAUACUUGUUCCAAAAUCAAGCAAUGUGGACGUUGCGGCUCCUUUUCUGCAUCAUUUAAAAAGGAAGGAUAUUCCAAAAUUUUUCGAAAGCAAUUAUCUGUAAAGUAUCAAAAAUUACAGGGGGAUCAUUUUGUAAAAUCAAGGAAGAGAAAUUCACAUGCAGAAGAAGUUAUUUCGGAAAAAGAAAUUGAACACGAGCAACAAUAUAUACAUGAUGAAGUUAAUAAUAACACGUCUUCAAAAAUUGGAAAUGAAUUUAUUACCCCCGGAGCUUUGCGUGAUCAUUUUCUUAAGCUAUUUGUGAAUGAAUCCGAACUAUGUACAAUGUUAUAUUGCGCUCAGGGACUUUUAUCAGAUGUUAUGGGUUUUCGUCACAAAUCUCCAAAAACUGUCUGUGCGAAUAUGUUUUUUAUAGACGUUGUUGCAGUUCCUCCUACGCGGUUUCGACCUGCUAACAUUGUCCAUGAUAAGACAAUGGAAAAUCCACAAAAUGAACAUUUAAUAAGGAUAUUGAACGCACGUCAGGGAUUUCUCAAUUACGCUGCAAAGAUGAACGAAAGCAAAAGUCCCGAAAGUCAAGUUGCGGAAGCUCAUAAGGAGAUUUUAAAUAGCUUGAUGAAAGCUUGGAUAGAUUUACAGGAUGCUGUGAAUGGUAUGGUGGAUAAUACCAAAGGAAAUAUACCAACCGCAUAUGGCAAGCAAGCAGCUGCUGGAAUCAAGCAAAUCUUGGAAAAAAAAGAAGGAUUAUUCCGUAAACACUUAAUGGGUAAACGAGUUAAUUAUGCGGCACGUUCCGUCAUUUCUCCAGAUCCCUACGUUGAUACUGAUGAAAUAGGUGUUCCGUUAAGAUUUGCCAAAAAACUUACUUAUCCAGAACCAGUUACUGAAUAUAACCUUAGAGAAAUGACUAAUGCUGUUAUUAAUGGACCAGAUAUAUGGCCAGGUGCUACACAUGUCCAACACGAAGAUGGCACUUUAGUAAAUUUGGCUAGUUUACCUUUAGAAUCUCGUAUUGCUCUAAGCGAACAAUUGAUUCGGGAAGAUACUUUUAAAUCACCUUUUACUCAAUACCACAUUAAAGCACAAUGUUUGAAUAAAAAAGUAUUUCGCCAUCUUCGUAAUGGUGAUGCGUUGCUUUUGAAUCGUCAACCUACUCUUCACAAACCUUCUAUUAUGGCUCAUAAAGCUAGAAUUUUAAAGGGAGAAAUGACAAUCCGAAUGCACUAUGCAAAUUGUAAUUCUUAUAAUGCAGAUUUUGAUGGUGAUGAAAUGAAUAUGCAUUUUCCUCAGAAUGAAAUUGCUCGUGCUGAAGCUAUGAUCAUUGGUAAUACUAAUAAACAAUAUCUUGGACCUACUUCUGGUAAUCCCUUGAGAGGUUUGAUCCAAGAUCACGUGGUUACUGGUGUAUGGAUGACUUGCAAAGAUACGUUUUUUAUUAAAGGUGAUUAUCAGCAGAUUGUGUUUGCUGCGUUGAGACCCGAUCCCUGCGAUACAAGAAAAGUUUUGAUCGUUCCACCAGCUAUUUACAAACCGAAACCAUUAUGGACUGGCAAGCAAAUUAUAACGACAGUAUUAUUAAAUUUGACAAGAGGUCGUGCACCUCUUAAUUUGAAAUCGAAAAAUAAGAUUUCAGCUAAAUAUUGGGGAUGGAGUGCUGCUGAAGAAGAUACAGUUAUUUUCAUGGAUGGGGAACAUCUAACAGGCGUACUUGAUAAAUCACAAUUUGGUAAUACUUCUUUUGGUUUGAUUCAUUCUUGUUAUGAAUUAUAUUCUGCCGACAUUGCAGGGCAAUUUUUAAGUAUUUUGGGAAGAUUGUUUACGGCUUAUAUACAAAGAUGUGGUUUUUCUUGCCGUAUGGACGAUUUGCGUUUAACUCCUGAAGGAGAUUUAGAAAGGAAACUGUUAAUGGAAAAUAAUACAGACAUUGGAAAAUGGGCUGCAUUCGAAUACGUUGGAAUGAAACACGUUCUCGAUAAAUCAGAUUUACCAAAUGUUGAUAAAGAUUUUAAAAAUAUGAUGGAAGAAGUAUUGAGGGAUACUGAAAAACAUCAAGGAUUAGAUGCUGUCAUGAAAUCAAGAGUGAAUAGAUUGACAUCAUCAAUUAUUAGCACUUGUAUUCCGAGAGGAUUGUUAAAAGGCUUUCCAUAUAAUAAUAUGCAAACAAUGACGAUAUCUGGUGCAAAGGGAACAAACGUUAAUGUGUCUCAAAUUUCUUGCUGUUUAGGUCAGCAAGAAUUAGAAGGUCGUCGUGUACCAGUGAUGAUAAGUGGUAAAACUCUUCCGUCGUUUCGACCUUAUGAUCCUUCUGCACGUGCGGGAGGCUUUAUUGGUGGUCGUUUCUUGACCGGGAUUAAGCCUCAAGAAUAUUUUUUCCAUUGUAUGGCUGGUCGUGAAGGACUUAUAGAUACGGCUGUAAAGACAAGUCGUUCAGGAUAUCUUCAAAGAUGUCUAAUAAAGCAUCUAGAAGGAUUACGCGUUCACUAUGAUCAUACAGUUAGAGAUGUAGAUGGCUCGGUGAUUCAAUUCAAUUAUGGAGAAGAUUCACUUGAUGUUGUCAAGCAAAAGCAUCUUAAUAAAUUUCAAUUUAAUGCUGAAAAUCACAAAGCGUUAAUACAAAAGUAUGAUAUAAUCAAAGCACCUUUAUUAUUUGAUAUUUCAAAAGCUUCUCUUCAUGCAAAGAAAGCUGCUAAAAAACCUGAGAAAUACGAUCCAGUACUUUCAAUAUACUCUCCGAGCAGAUAUCUAGGUUCUGUUUCUGAGAGUUUUCAUAAUGCGUUGGAAAAGUAUGUGAAGGAGAACCCCGAUAAUCUGUUUGGUGAAUCCCUCAAAGAAAGUUCAUUGACUGGACCAGCAUUUACAAAACUCAUGCAUCUUAAAUAUUUGCAUAGUCUAGUUGAACCUGGCGAAGCAGUUGGAUUAUUAGCUGCUCAAGGUAUUGGAGAACCUUCAACCCAGAUGACUUUAAAUACUUUUCACUUUGCUGGUUUUGGCGCAAAAAAUGUUACACUUGGUAUCCCUCGUCUUCGCGAAAUUAUAAUGACAGCUUCUGCUAAUAUCAAAACGCCCAUGAUGACUCUUCCUUUACGAAGCCAUGUUUCUGAUGAAGAUGCCAAGAACUUCUGUCAAGAAAUUAAUAAAUUAACUCUUUCUGAAGUUAUAGAACAAAUGACAGUACGUGAACAAAUUAUACGAAAACAAGUUGAUUCUGGAUCAACCGAAACAAUACGUAAAAAAAUGUAUACAAUUCGUAUGGAAUUUUAUCCAAAACACGAAUAUAAAGAAGAAUUUAAUAUUUUUCCAUUUAAUAUUGAGGAUGCGAUUGAAUUAAAUUUUAUUAAAUAUCUUGAAUUUUCCAUAAAGAAAGAGGUUAAGCAUGCUAGUAAUAUAAACGACCAAGUUGAUGUUGAUUUUGAUUUUGGAAAGCCGCUCAGAAAAUCAAAGGAAUUAAGAAACGAAUCAUUUGAUGAAAGCGCACCUAUUCGAAACGCUGGCGGAGAUGAAUCAGAUGAUGGGGAUGGUGAUGCAACAAAUGCAAAGGUUCGUUUAAGAACUCGAGAACAUGCUACAUAUGAUGCACCUGAUGAGGAUGAUUUAGAGAUUAUCCGACAAACCCAAAGGGCUAUUCCCGAUGAAGAGGAUUUUGAAAUGACAUAUGAAGAUGAGCAUCCUAAUGGAUUAAGUGAAGAGCAUGAGCAUGAUAUAAGCACGACAAGCACAUCUUCACGUCGACAGAGAAAUAAUAGAAUUGUAAAUGGAUUAAAGGAUAGAAGUGACAGAAUUAUAUUGGGUUCAACUUAUGUCACUAAUUAUCGCUUUGAUUAUGAAAAUGGCAGCUGGUGUGAAAUUGAAUUACAGUUCCCCCCUGGAACGAAAAAAUUAUUAUUAUUAGGUAUAGCGCAAUCUGCAAGCAAAAAAGCAGUUAUACAUGAAAUUCAUGGUAUUUCAAAAUGUUAUCCUAUUGAAAACGAAUCUCAUGAUGAUGCUUCAAAAAUCGUUGCAACGGAGGGUGUUAAUUUCUAUAGUAUUUGGAAAUAUGACAAUAUAAUAGAUUUAAAUAACAUUUAUUCCAAUGAUAUAGCUGCUAUUCUUAAUACUUAUGGCGUUGAGGCAGCAAGGGCAGCUAUUCUAAAGGAGAUUUCGGGUGUUUUUGCAGUAUACGGUAUUGAUGUAAACACCAGACAUUUGACUUUAGUUGCUGAUUAUAUGACUUUUGAAGGAAAGUACAAACCAUUUAAUAGAAUUGGUUUAGAUACAAGCACAUCUCCUUUAUUAAAAAUGAGUUUUGAAAGUACAUGUUCUUUUUUAACACAAGCUACUCUUCAUGGAGAUACUGAUUUAUUGGAUUCUCCAUCAGCAAGAAUAGUAUUAGGUAAAGUUAUUCAAGGUGGAACUGGAUCUUUUGAAGUUAGAGUUCCAUUUGAACCAGCUUUAAAAUAUCUUAAAACUUGA
This is a messenger RNA of Funneliformis mosseae, 5076 nucleotides long. NCBI's taxonomy places the organism in Eukaryota, Fungi, Glomeromycota, Glomeromycetes, Glomerales, Glomeraceae. The record is from the annotation of a GenBank genome assembly.